This is a messenger RNA of Colius striatus (speckled mousebird), 879 nucleotides long. RefSeq names its product sterile alpha motif domain-containing protein 1-like. The transcript is spliced from 3 exons. NCBI's taxonomy places the organism in Eukaryota, Metazoa, Chordata, Aves, Coliiformes, Coliidae. The record is from RefSeq and is a predicted model, not a curated record. The coding region runs from base 1 to 567 and encodes 188 amino acids.
AUGGCUCAUGGGUCAGAGAGAGAGCUUUCUGGCGAUGUGCAUCGCUCCCAGCCGCCUCUCCCGAGCCCGCAGCCGGCGGAGCCCGUACUAGCUGGCACACGACGGCAGCCCCGGAACGCCCCUCCAGCCCCACCUCUGCAUCCGCUGGCCCUCGACCCCCCUGCCCCACCCAGCGGCACCCGCGUCUCUGCCGCGCCCCCCUGCCUGGCGCCUGGAGCUGUGGUUGCUGGAAGGCGCUGCAGGAUCCGGGCAGCCCGCCCGCCGGCCGAGGGAGUUGCGGGGGCUGCGAGGAGGGCUCUGCCUUGCGCCUCGCUCCGCGCCUCCCGUGCGACGGCGGACGCCGACUCUCACCUGGAACAGCCGUUGAGAACCGAACAGAGCGUCUCGCUGCAGCAGAUGGCCUGCGGGCCGAGGCAAACCGGCGUGCUGGUGGGCACCGCCCCGCCUCGGGCGGCGACCGCGGUACCAGCUGUAGUUAACUCCCUGCGCGCCGGGGAGGCAGCAAGGGUCUCGGGUUCCAGCGGCGGCGGAGCUACGGGUGGGCAGGUAAACACGAAUGUGGACUGAAACACAGAAAGAUAAGAUGACACGUAGAGCACCAGUGAAACAACAUAACAAACUCUGGGACUGGAAGUUGGAAAACUGAGAACUAAUGGAGGAAAAUUAGCAACACAUUAUCAAAGCUGUUUAUUAUAACUUUGAUCAAAAUCAUCAGCUGACAAAGGGUCAACUUGCCUCAUAAAAGCAUUAAAUUAAAUAGUUCCAACAGCUAGAUAUUUUCACUAAUAGCUGCUAAAAAAUUCAGAUGUUAAAAAAACAACUCUUUAAAGACUAUUCACAUCUCCCUUCUUUACAAGAAGAAAAGAAGUGGGCAGGGGC